AAGACUGCGCCGCCACGCAGCUCAUCGACGCGAACCGCGCCUUCAAUGUCGACGGUCUCGACCGGUUCCUCAAGGCCGUGAAACUCGCCAACUAUGGCCUCUCCUACGCCGUCGUCUCCAUCAUAGGCCCUCAGAGCAGCGAGUGCUUUGAGAUGCAUUACGGAUUUGGAUACGGAAGCGGGAGCGGUGCAUCAUAAUGGUGGAUUCUUGGCGUGUUGUCAAGAAAGGGUUUCUUGGAUUUGAAUUUGCUUUGUCAAUUUCACCAACGAUAAUUUUUUGUUAUUAUGUCCAUAGCCUAGCAAAGCUGCCUUGAGACACUAACCAUCAAGACUAAGUCAUCACAUUCUUUCCCCGUUCGAAAUCUACAAGUGCUAAAUCUGACAUUGCUUUGUUAAUGAAGUAAUAUCGACUUGGUUUCAUUCUAGCGCAAAACGUUGUGUAUUGUAUGAGAUUCUGUUGGCACGAAUCUUGAAUGCUUAGUGGUUCUAGUAUGAAGGGGGUACAAACCAAGUGGUACGUCAUGGCAUAGAGUCUCCCUCUGUUGCAUUUUCCAACCGAUACACGCCUAUUAGAGAUGAGAUGGGAAGAUUGCAAUUACUUGAUUAUUUUAACAUCACAAGUUGUGGAUAAGUGAUGAGUUGUUGCUUUCCUGUAUUAUUCAAUCUCUGAGUUUUUUUCUUAUGGAGAUUUUGGAGCUAGUUAAAUGCUUCUAUUUUACAUGGUUCAGGGAAAAGCACCCUUUUGAAUCAUCUCUUUGGCACCAACUUCAGGGAGAUGGAUGCCUUUAAAGGAAGGAGUCAAACUACUAAAGGCAUUUGGAUAGCGAAAGGUGUUGGCAUUGAGCCUUGCACGAUUAUCUUGGACUUGGAGGGAACAGAUGCGAGAGAAAGAGGAGAGGAUGAUACUGCCUUUGAGAAACAAAGUGCCCUAUUUGCUUUGGCUAUUUCUGAUAUUGUACUCAUCAAUAUGUGAGUGGUGCCAUGAUAUUGGUCGGGAGCAUGCUGCUAAUAGGCCUCUUUUAAAGAUGGUGUUUCAGGCUAUGAUGCGAUUAUUCAGUCCUCGCAAGACAACCUUGUUGUUUGUUAUCCGUGACAAAACGAAGACUCCAUUGGAACAUUUAGAACAAGUACUAAGGGAAGACAUCCAGAAGAUUUGGGAUACUGUUUAUAGGCCUCAGGCACACAAGGAAACACUACUGAGUGAAUUUUUCAAUGUGGAGGUUACAGCAUUGGCCAGUUAUGAAGAGAAGGAAGAACUAUUUAAAGAACAGGUUGCACAACUAAGGCAGCGCUUUUUCCAUUCUAUUGCCCCAGGGGGUCUUGCAGGUGAUAGACGAGGUGUUGUUCCUGCUUCAGGAUUUUCCAUUAGCGUACAGCAGAUUUGGAAAGUUAUACGAGAAAAUAAGGACCUUGACCUUCCUGCUCAUAAGAUAAUGGUUGCAACAGUUAGGUGCGAAGAGAUUGCAAAUGAAAAACUCAGAUGUUUGACUUCGGAUAAGGGUUGGUUGGCGUUGGAGGCAUCCGUUCAAGCUGGCUCAGUAUCAGGCUUUGGGAGGAAGCUUGAUUCCAUCCUUGAUGCAUACCUAUCUGAAUAUGACAUGGAAACUUUCUACUUUGAUGAUGGUGUUAGAACCGCAAAACGACAACAAUUAGAGUCCAAAGCACUGCACCUUGUGCAUCCUUCUUUUCAAGCAAUGUUAGGACAUCUGCGUUCUAAAGCACUUGAUAAAUUCAAAAAUGAUCUUGAACAAUCGUUGGAGAGCAGGAAAGGAUUUGCAAUGUCAGUUCGUACUUGUGCCGAAGCCUCCUUGCUUGAGUUUGAUACUGAAUUUACAGAUGUGGCAAUCCAGCAUGCUGAUUGGAAUGCUUCCAAAAUAAGGGAGAAGCUCUGUCAUGACAUUGAAGCUCAUGCAGCUUCUGUUCGUGGUGUUAAAUUAUCUGAACUUAAAGCUUCUUACGAGAAGAUAAUCACUGAAGCCCUUGUUCAACCUGUGGAAUCACUGUUUGAUUCUGCUGCUCAAGACAUUUGGGCAUCUAUACGAGAACUUUACAGGCAUGAGACUGAGAAUGCUAUAUCAGGGUAUUCAUCUUCGCUUGCUGGUUUUGAACUGGACCAGUCUACCUUUGAUAAGAUGAUGGCAGAUCUAAAGAAUUAUGCAAGAGGUGUAGUGGUAAGAAAAAUAAGAGAGGAAGCAGGCAAGGUUCUGAUUCAUAUGAAGGAUAGGUUUUCAACAGUAUUUAGCCAUGACAAGGAUUCCAUGCCUAGGGUCUGGACUGGGAAGGAGGAUGUUAGGAAGAUCACAGAGGAGGCACGUGCUGUGGCUCUGAAACUUUUAGCUGCAAUGGCAGCCAUCCGGCUGGAUGACCAGCCAGAUAAGAUCGAGAAUAUUCUUAGUUCUUCUCUUAUGGAUGGUCCUGUUAUAAAAAAUAGAACCAUAGAGGCUUCUAGAGAUCCUCUUGCCUCAAGCACAUGGGAGGGGGUGCCUCCAGAAAAUACGGUGAUUACACCAGUGCAGUGUAAAUCAAUUUGGAAGCAAUUCAAAGUUGAAACAGAGUAUACCGUCAGCCAAGCAAUUUCUUCACAGGAAGCUUUCAAACACAAUAAAAGUUGGUUGCCUCCUUCAUGGGCAAUUGUUACAAUUGCGAUCCUAGGUUUCAAUGAAUUUAUGAUGCUUCUUCGGAAUCCUUUGUAUCUUGCCAUACUAUUUAUACUUUUCAUUCUGUCGCGAGUAGUAUGGUAUGAACUCAAUAUUGCUGGAGAAUUUCAAAAUGGCACGCUUUCUGGACUUCUUGCAAUAUCAACAAGAUUUUUACCAUCAGUUAUGAACAUUCUAAAAAGAGUUGCUGGUGAAGGUAACAGACAUCAUCAAGCUGCACAAUCUUUGCAAUCCCUGCCCUCCACUGCACAGACUCCUAGGAAUCAGGAACCGGAAAUGUGAUCAUGCAUCUGAUAAUAUCGUUGCAAAGAAAUUGUAAAGUAAUCAAAUGUAUAUGUACAGAUGUGUAUUUAUAUAUAAAUUAAAGGUUGUUUAAUUAAGAAUAAGAACUGGGAUAGAAUUUGUACCAACAGUUUGUGAAUGCACAACUGUAAAUGUGUGUAUGCCUUCUUUCAAAUCUGAGUUCUUCCCAGAAACUGGUAGUCUCGA
Musa acuminata AAA Group (dessert banana) is the source of this 3145-nucleotide messenger RNA. Its product is annotated as protein ROOT HAIR DEFECTIVE 3 homolog 2-like. Gene Ontology annotation, biological process: endoplasmic reticulum membrane fusion. Lineage: Eukaryota; Viridiplantae; Streptophyta; Magnoliopsida; Zingiberales; Musaceae. The coding region runs from base 878 to 2938 and encodes 686 amino acids. Gene Ontology annotation, molecular function: GTPase activity; GTP binding. Gene Ontology annotation, cellular component: endoplasmic reticulum. The record is from RefSeq and is a predicted model, not a curated record. The transcript has 22 exons.